AUGGCGGUAAACACACCACCACAUAUUUCCGCUAGGAUUUAUUACGGUCUGAGAACUGAUAUACAAUACAACGCCCACUACUUAACAGAUGCCGAGAUUAUUUAUCCCGCGGGAGGUGUGAUUGUUAUACACAAUCACCUUCAAAAGAAACAGAAGUUCAUCAGAUUGCAAGAUAAACAUAAGCCAAUCAAAUCCUUAGUCCUAGCGCCUAACAGACGUUGGUUGGCCCUCAACGAGGUAGCUGAAGAAGGCCAAAAGCCCUAUAUAACAAUUUAUGACUUGACCACGUACAAGAGACGCAAGAUUUUGACAGUGCCUUUCGAAAACUCUACAGCGAGGGAAUUUGCGUGUGUGCAGUUUACCUUUGAUUCGAAAUACCUUGUCGCGAUAACGGGAGAACCAGAUUGGUACUUGUAUUAUUACAAUUGGGAUAAGGGGAAAGUCGAGAGUCAUGCCAAAGCGCAGAAUCCAAGUGGCCAAGGCAUUGUUGAAAGUGUACAAUGCAACCCAGCAGACGCCACUCUGGUCGUUAUCACUGGCCCAUACACCUUUCGGAUAAUGAAUGUGUCAGAAACUGUAUGGCGACAGUGGGGUUGGUGUAAAGCCGAAAAUAUUAUUAUAACGAGCUGCAUGUGGCUAACACCGGAUCGUAUAAUGUUCGGAACGGACACAGGAACCAUUAUGGUGGUGGAAAAUGGCGAAUUGAGGCAAAACUGCAUUUUCCGGGCGAGCGAAGUGACGGAAAUGUCUCUUAAGAAAGUGGAGGCUGAUGCUGAGGAAGGUGACAAGGCCAGCGUGCUGAGUAAACAAGACAUGAGCAGCGAACACAGUUCCACUGACUCCUCAAGCGCACCUGUUACUUGCUUUGUUAAUUUUCCCAAAGGAUUCGUAUACGCGUGUGGGCAAGGAUAUGUGCACAUGUUUGAAAAGGAAACUCCUCAUCAUUGGAGAAAGAGGAACCUCUAUCGGAUAUCAAGGAAUUCUUAUAAACACACUCGAGAACAUCCAAUAUGGUCGCCACUAGACGCCAUACAGCACAUCGCCGUGGACCCUAAUCAGGAGACGUUGCUUAUAACGACACUUCGAAUACAAUUGUACUCCGUCAAAUUGUUCGGUCUGCACAUGUUACAGCAUCCCGAAAUACCAUUUGCCGAGUUGGGUCCAGCGAUGCAUUACGGACGGAUCAAUUCACUUUCUAUGUGCGCUUGGAAGCCCAUAUUCAUGACUUCCGGCGAGCAAGACAAGAGCAUCAGAAUUUGGAACUACAUGACAGAUGACGUUGAACUAAUUAAACUCUACCAAGAGGAGAUUCAUUGCGUUUCGUUGCAUCCAACUGGUCUUUUCGCGAUAGUAGGGUUCUCCGACAAACUCAGAUACAUGGUGGUGCUAAUUGAUGAUUUCGAAGUGGUCCGCGAGUUUCCGAUUCGAAACUGUAAACGAGCCAAGUUCAGUACCAAUGGACACUUGUUCGCUGCUGUUAAUGUUCAGGUCAUUCAAGUCUUUUCAUCUGUAUCAUUCCAAAACGUGUACAAUUUGAAGGGGCAUAAUGGAAAGAUCACCUGCCUCGCGUGGUCCGCCAACGACUUAACGUUAGUUUCAUGCGGUACAGAGGGCGCUGUUUACGAGUGGAAUAUGUCAAACGGGCAAAGAGUUGGAGAAGUUAUUUUGAAAACGAACCAAUUCAGCGCAUGCGCAGUCAAUAACAACGGAAAGACAACAUAUGCCAUCGGCAGUGACGGAGAACUGAAGGAAAUUGGCGCGAACACGAUCAGAAGAAACCUUCCGCUAAUAGGAUGCGGUCUGGAUACAAUAAUUUUGUCCCGUUCAGACCUAAUGCUCUUUAUAACUGGCGGCACCGGUGGUGUGACUGCAGUGCAACUACCGUUACUAGACAAAGCAAUAUUUAAUGAGUUUCACAUGCACAAUAAGAAGAUAACCGCCAUAGCACUGGCUUAUGAUGACCAAACGGUGGUUUCCGUAGCUGAAGACUCCUCUAUCUGCCUCUGGAGACUGACUAACGCUGAUGGUAGGGCGAUCGCUCUAGACAAAGAUUUCGCUUAUUCGAAAGAGAUUUUGAUAAGCAAAAAGGACUUGCAAGAGAAGAUUAACAGUAUAAAUCUGCUUAGUACUCGUAUGAGUGAAUUAGAAACUGAACAUACAUAUCAACUCAGACAAGCGGAGGCGACUCAGGCUGAAAAAUUGAAGGAGGUGCACGAAGGCUAUUGCGCAGCAAUUGAAGAACUUAAAGAGAAAAAUGAGCAAAUGGAGAAUGAACACACACACGAAAUCGGUAUGAUACAACAAGACAUCGCUAAACUACGGUCAGGCCAUGAGAGGACGUUGCAAUCGCUGGAGGCGGAUUUCAAUAUACGUCUUAUCAGCGAAUAUGACAGAUAUCAGAGCCUAGAAGAUAAAACAGCAAGGAUGAGAAAAGAUUACGAGCAGAGAUUAGAAGCUCUAGCUGAAAGCAAACGGCAGGCGUUACGAGAGCUCAAUAAUAUGUUUGAAACGAAAUUAGAGGAGAAAGACCUGCUUUUACAAGAGCUUCAAGAGCAAGCUGACAUGGAGAAAAAAGAACACGAAACGAUUAAAAGCUCCAUAGAAGAAGACGCUGAUCGUGAAAUUAUCGAAAUCAGAACGGCUUAUGAAGUUCAGCUGAAAGAAGAGAAGGAUGCUAACGUUAGACUAAAAGGAGAAACUGGUCUCAUGAAAAAGAAGCUUAUAACUGCUCAUAAGGAAAUAGACGACUUCAAACAUCAAGUUUUGCAGCUUAAAGCUGAACACAAACAGUUUCAAAAAGUAAUAUCAACGCUAGAAAGAGAUGUAGCUGAUCUGAAAAAAGAAAUAGCUGAAAGAGACAACACUAUCCAAGACAAAGAAAAAAGGAUAUACGAACUGAAGCGUAAAAAGCAGGAGCUGGAAAAGUAUAAGUUUGUAUUAAACUUUAAAAUUACAGAGCUCAAAAACCAGAUAGCCCCGUUAGAGCGAGAAAUAAAAGAGAAAAAGUUACGAAUUCUUGAUUUGGAGGUAUCCUUAGAAACUCUACUGAAACAAAAGGCUUUUCGCGAACUCAAGAUCUCUCAGUUGAACGAAAAACUGGCGUCGGCCAAAAAAGACUUUGCCACGGAAGCCGAGAGAAAUUUAACAUUGAAGAGCACGCUUAAAAAGAUUAAAAUAGACCUUCAUAAUAUGACUGCUAACUUCCAGGAUCCCAUGAAACUGAAACUGAGUGUAAAGGAACUUUUCCAAAAGUACGUAGAAGACAUCGAUUUCGUGCGCAGUCGCAUAGCUGAAGACGAAGCGAUCGGGGAGUUCAACCGACAGCGGGACCACUUGGAGAAGCAAUGUGCUGCGCUGAAGAUGCAACUCUCUAAAUCGCUUGACGGCUCUAAGAGCGAUAUUGGCCGAAUAAUGGACGAGAACUGUACGCUUCUAACAGAAAUCAACAACUUACGCACCGAACUGAAGUCUACUCGUACGCGAUGUUUUCAAAUGGAGUCCAUAUUGGGUUUAUCAGCUCGUUACAUCCCUCCAGCGACUGCCAGAGCUAAAUUAAAACAUGUAACUGAAGAUAGAGAUAAACUUGAUGACAAGUUUAGGCAAAAGAUUGAGGAGAGAGAAGAAAUAAUAGUGGCUCUCAAAGAAGAGAACGAACGCUUAUUAGGAAAGAUGCGCUGUUUGGAAGACCCAGAUGCAGAGCCGGGCGCACAAGGAGACGCAAAUUAA
Leptosia nina is the source of this 3726-nucleotide messenger RNA. The record is from the annotation of a GenBank genome assembly. Lineage: Eukaryota; Metazoa; Arthropoda; Insecta; Lepidoptera; Pieridae.